ACAAAUCCUUGAAUUAAGCGACUUCGAAUUUUACCAAAAGCUCCUGCCCUCCAGGAUAGCACAGUUCUAACUUAGGACACGGAACAUAUUCAACAUUAAGUCUGAGGUGUUAUCAUACCUGCUAUCACCAUGCUGAGAGGAAAACUUGGCAGCAUUCGUCGUCAGGUGGACAGGCGCUCUAAAUUCCUGAGAGUCUUGAAUGAAAGCGAAAACGAGAACAAUGGCUUUCUUAACUGGAAAAUAGCCCAAGAAAAACAUGGUGUUGACGUUAAACGAGAGAUAUACACGACGAACGUCAGGAAAGCAUCUGUAAGAUGGAGAAUGCUUCAGAAAUGUUUAAAUAACCACCGAGAAGAUUCGGACGUAGGUAAGGGCAACUUAUAUGGACAUUAUGGUGGCAGGCCCAUUAACGCGUAUAACCCACAGAUUGAUUAUUACAUUGAGGACAGUGCCCCGGCUAAACAGAAGAAACGCAAAAUAAAACAUCAGAUAAAAGAUGCCCGAAAGAAGGGAAAGAUUCUUGACUCAGAUGAAGUCCUAGAAAAAAUCACAGACUAUUUCCAAGAAAGUUGGGGAGUGAAUUAUAAAACGUCACUAAAGGAUGAUGAACCAAACGAAAAACACGGGAACAGGUUUCAAUCUUUGCAUAAAGGGAACGAUCAUGAGGAAAAAUUUGAAGAUAGAUUUAAACCGAAACGCAUGGCCGUAAAAGCAACAGGUAAACUACCACAAGUGCCCGGAUUGAAGAAGUCCUUAACAACACCGAUUUCCCUCUUAGGUCGUAGUAAAAAGAAUGACUGCCCCCAUGAGCCCGAUCAACAAAACCGGAAACAGAAUAUUGAUAGGUUACUUCGGAAGGUGGAGUGCUCGCGACCGAGUUGUGAAGGAUAUAUUGGCGGGACUUUCACUGUACAGAAGGUAUUGCCACCUAUACUUCGUAUCGCGAGAAGUAAUUCUGCAUCAACGCUUGGCUAAUGACAAAUAGUAGAGAAUGCAAUUUCACUUUCGCUCGUCCAGUCUCAUGGUUCAUUGAAAACAUUCUGUGUAGUUCGUUACGAUGUUAAGAAAACAUGGAGAAUGGUGCAUUACAUUUGUAUCUGUGCUAAUGGAUUGUUUGGAAUGUCCAAUGGGAUGUAUUAGUUUACGUUUUCAAAUUGUUAGUUAAUAGUCCUUGUUAUGUGCAAUGAAGCAUGCAUCAUAGCGCUGAUACAAUUUUACAUGACAGUUUGUUUAUAGUGUAUAUAAAGAUACUUUUAGAGUUUACAUGGAAGUUUGUUUGACCAGCUUCAUAAAUGUAACUCGCGAGACAUCAUAUGUUGUAUUAGGUGUGUUCGACGACCAUACGAUAACGUGUCUUUGUUUACGAUAGAGAUAAUUAUUAAUUAGUUCACGAACGAAUCUGCAUUAACAUAUGUCUUACAUGCGCAUUCAUCUUAGUUGCUCGUGUGCUUAUUUUACAAAUAAUAUUCGGUUUACAAGGGAGCAAAGCAAAUAUAAAACAUGUAUGUGAUAAUGAUAAAUCAUUUGAUAAUCGGAUCAAAAUCUCAUAAUAUUGUAAACGGUCAUUCAUAUAAGUUGAAAUCAAUACCAGGUCAUUGUUUCACAAAACGCAAUAAGCUUGGCACAUAGUUAAAUAAAGAAAAAUAUC
Mizuhopecten yessoensis (Yesso scallop) is the source of this 1648-nucleotide messenger RNA. RefSeq lists its product as uncharacterized. Lineage: Eukaryota; Metazoa; Mollusca; Bivalvia; Pectinida; Pectinidae. The transcript is spliced from 2 exons. The record is from RefSeq and is a predicted model, not a curated record. The coding region runs from base 130 to 975 and encodes 281 amino acids.